AGGACCUCCAGUCUGGAAGCCACUUGGGGGGUCCUGGCCUUCAUGGAGCGGCUGAGGCACUGUCCAUCAGAACACCAGGCCACAGUGAAUGCUGUCCUGGCUGCCCUGUGCCGCCCUCUCUUCCACCACGAGGAGGCUAAGAUCCGAAGGGCAGCCAUGAGGACCCACCUGGAUCUCCUGCAGCACCGCCACCACCACCACAAGGGUACAGAGGAGAACAUCACGACCCUCAUCGCGGUGCUGAUGCAUGUGGAGGAUGAAGACCUGGAGGUAGCACAGGCUGCGAAGGACAAUCUGAGCCUCCUGGCGGAAGCCCUCCUAUGGCACCUGGAGGGCAAGCUGCUGGCGCGGGACUCUUACAGCCUGCAGGAGCUGCUCCACAAGAUCGCCAAGCGCCUGAUUCGGCAGCUCGGCACAGAGGACGCCGUGGAGAUGGAGGCCACCAAGAUCCUGGGCUUCUUCCGCAGCGAGCAGCCUUCAGUGAGGAGAACGGCUCCCCUGCUGAUCGGUCACCUGGUCCACAAAAAGGGCAGCAUCCUCACUGAAGGGAACAUAGAGACCUUCCAUGCUGCGCUGGAGAGCUUGCUUGGCGACCAUGACCCCGAGGUCGGGAGAGUUGCCUGCAAGACAGAGAAGAUCGUGAAGAAGGCCUUUUCCCUCCACUCCCGGCACGGGCUGCGGGCUGCCGUUCGGCGCUUGUGGGCGGGCUGUAAGAAGAAGAGACACCCGCCAGAGUACGGUGAUCUCUCCACCUGACCGACUGGAACAACAGCCCCGUGCUCUCCCCUUGAAGAUCAGCAGCUGAAGGGAGGUUCAGGAAAGACCGUGCAGCACAGGGGCCUCCCAGAAGACCUCCUCCAACCGCGUGGACACAAGAUCUGUCCACAAGAAGACAUCCAGCAGGGAAGUGCAGUUCUGUCUGAGGAGUGAGGGGGAAGCAGGCUCCACUCCCCUGGCCCAAGGAAGCCCCGCCUCUGGGGUGCAGAAGCCCCUCCCCUUGCUUCUGCUGGCAGGCAGUGGGAGGAGGCUACAGGACCACCCUGCCCCCAAGUGGCCCUUUGGAACCAGUCUUGGGCUUCCCUUGGGUCCGGGGAGGCUGUGUGGCCCCAGCAGGAGGGCAAGGUCACCGCCUCCCUCCAUUUCCACCA
Molecule: messenger RNA, 1148 nt
Organism: Hemicordylus capensis (graceful crag lizard)
Lineage: Eukaryota; Metazoa; Chordata; Lepidosauria; Squamata; Cordylidae
Exons: 7
Coding region: 43-756 (237 amino acids)
Cellular component (GO): cytoplasm
Source: RefSeq, a predicted model, not a curated record